Molecule: messenger RNA, 1449 nt
Organism: Geodia barretti
Lineage: Eukaryota; Metazoa; Porifera; Demospongiae; Tetractinellida; Geodiidae
Source: the annotation of a GenBank genome assembly
AUGAAAUGGCAGGCGCCGAUCUAUCCGGGCGAUACCCCUCUCGACCAUCCUCGUGAGGAGUGUGGAGUCGUGGGCGUUUAUGCCCCGGAUUCGCACAGUGCCACGUUGGUGUCCAUCGGCCUGUUCGCGUUGCAGCAUCGCGGCCAGGAAUCGGCCGGCGUGGCCGCAGCCGACCAACGUCAGAUCAGGAUGCACACCGGCAUGGGCCUGGUAUCGGAGGCCUUCCGGGAUGGCGACAUUGACGGCAUUACGGGCGGCUUGGCAAUCGGCCACACCCGGUACUCCACCACCGGCGCCAGCCGUAGCGCGAACGCCCAACCGCUGCUUGUCGACGGAUUGAAUGGCCCGUUGGCGGUGGCCCACAACGGCAACAUCAUCAACGCCAGACAGCUGCGCGAGCAAAUUCAAGCCCAGUGGGAUUGCACCUUCCAGACCAGCACUGACAGCGAGGUCGUAGCGCAUCUGCUGGCUAACGCCCCUGGCGAGAAUUGGCCGGAAAGGGUUUUCCACGCCAUGGCCCGAAUGCAGGGGGCGUUCUCCCUGGCCUUGCUGACGCCGGAUGCAAUCAUCGCAGUUCGCGAUCCCUUGGGCAUUCGUCCGCUGUGCCUUGGCCGACUUGAAAAUGGUUGGGUCGUCGCUUCAGAGACCUGCGCCCUGGACCACAUGCAGGCGGAGUUCACCCGUGAACUCGAGCCCGGCGAGGUGGUCGUGAUCAGCGCCGACGGCGUGCAGGCCGCGAUCUACCAGGACUCCGCCCGCCGGGGUCGCGCGCUGUGCGUGUUCGAAUGGAUUUAUUUCGCCAGGCCGGACAGCGUCAUGGAUGGCCAGCUCAUGCACACCGCGCGGGAGGACAUGGGCGCUCAAUUGGCCCGGGAACAUCCCGUCGAUGCGGACCUGGUGAUUGGCAUCCCCGACUCGUCCACAUCCGCCGCCGUGGGCUUCGCCCGCGAAUCCGGCAUUCCCUUCGCCAACGGGUUGGUUCGUAACCGUUACGUCGGACGCACCUUCAUCGAACCCGAGCAGCAGCGACGCGACCGCGGGGUCCGCCAGAAGUUCAACCCCAUGCCCGCGGUCAUCGGCGGCAAACGCCUCGUGGUGGUGGACGAUAGCAUCGUCCGCGGCACCACUACACCUCACGUCGUGGACCUCCUCCGCCGCGCCGGCGCGGCCGAAAUACACCUCCGCGUGUGCGCCCCGCCCAUCAAGCAUCCCUGCUAUCUCGGUGUGGACAUGGCGACCCGCGGUGAGCUGAUCGCUGCUAACAUGACCAUACCCGAAAUCCGCGAGUUGACCGGCGCCGAUUCGUUGGGUUACCUCAGCGUUCGCGGCUUGAUGGACCUGGUUCACGGGCAGCGGGGUGGGUUCUGCGACGCCUGUUUCACCGGCAACUAUCCGGUCCCGGUGCAGCUGGAACUGACUAAACAGUCCCUGGAACGGGCCGGCACCUGA